Pelobates fuscus (common spadefoot toad) is the source of this 1104-nucleotide messenger RNA. RefSeq names its product forkhead box protein I1c-like. The transcript is spliced from 2 exons. Gene Ontology annotation, molecular function: DNA-binding transcription factor activity, RNA polymerase II-specific; RNA polymerase II cis-regulatory region sequence-specific DNA binding. The record is from RefSeq and is a predicted model, not a curated record. The coding region runs from base 1 to 1104 and encodes 367 amino acids. Lineage: Eukaryota; Metazoa; Chordata; Amphibia; Anura; Pelobatidae. Gene Ontology annotation, biological process: cell differentiation; anatomical structure morphogenesis; regulation of transcription by RNA polymerase II.
AUGAAUCUUGUUCCACCUCCACAGAGACCAACAACUUUCUCAACUUUAAAGCGAUCGCUAUCUCAACCAAAGACUGCCCAGGAAACAUUGGUCAUCUCAGCAUAUCCUGAAAGCUUAAACAUGUCCCAACAGCAGAACCCACAGCCAACAUCGACAGCUCCCUAUUGUGGCUUAGGGGACUACACUUCACCAACUAAUCCCUAUUUGUGGCUUGGUGGAGUAAACAAUUCUUCUUAUUGUCUACAAGGAAAUGGCACCAUCCCUGCUACACUUAUGUCUUCACGUUAUGGACAACAGAGACAAUUUCUUUCAAGUCCACCUGGAUUUCCUAUUCCAGAUAUGACGUGGUUUUCCCAGGAAGACAUGCUGAAGAUGAGACCCCCAUACUCCUACGCUUCGCUGAUAGCCUUGGCAAUUCAAAGUAAUCCAAAAAAGAAACUAACUCUCAGCCAAAUCUACGAUUAUGUCCUAGACAACUACCCAUACUACAAGAAGGAUAAAGCAGGCUGGCAGAACUCCAUUCGGCACAACCUGUCCUUAAAUGACUGCUUUAAGAAGGUCACAAGAGAAGAAAAUGACACAGGGAAAGGACACUACUGGAUCGUUGAUCCAAACUGCAAAAAAGAUUUUGAUAACGGGAAUUUCCGCAGAAAAAGAAAGUCUAGAAAACUGAAGACUACGGAUGACCAGACAACCUUAAAUGAGAACAGUAAAGAAAGUUUCUCUGUGGAUAAUUUGCCCGCUUCAACCACAAAGCUUUCACCCCAGGACAUUACGAGUGUUUCUCCUCCAGCUGUCACUGAUACACCUUGUCUACGUAAUUUUUAUAACCGCAUGUCCUCUCUGGAUUCCAGUUCUGCAAAUGGACAGAUGCCAUUGGACCUAGUUUCGGAAGUAACACAAAGAAACAUUACAGGGUUCGGCAGUUUUGCACAGAAUAAUUUAAUGGAACCAUCUGCACAUGGGCAAGACAGUGGACUAUUUUAUAACAGUGCCCCUUAUUAUAAUACCUUCUCUUCUACCAUACAAAGUCAAGAAAUGCAGCCACAAUUUCUUCGUCCAUUUCAAACCCCUCCUUCCCCUCUCUACUCUGGAAUAUACUGA